AUUUUUUUCUUUUUUUCCUUUCACAAUUUUAGGGUCAACGUAAAAUACAUGAAGACAAUUAAAUUAAUACCGGGCAAUGAUAUGCCAUUCUGUCCAAGUCCCAUUCAUUAUACUUUUUCGACUCCGUAUUAAUCAACUAACUUUCCUCUACCUUUCAUUCUUAUCCGUCUCUCUCUUUUCUUUUUUCCAUUUUCGUUUUCUAAAAUUAUUGUUUCAAAACCUUCUCUCUCCAAUCGGGCUUUAGGUCUGGUCACACAUGGCGUCACUGUGGCGGGCCGCGAUGGGCUCGGGGAAUCAGUCCAACGAUGACUACGGCGGCGUUGAAUUCUGGACCAACCCGGAGCGGACCGGUUGGCUCAUGAAACAAGGCGAGUACAUUAAGACCUGGCGACGCCGCUGGUUCAUCCUCAAACAGGGGAAGCUCUUCUGGUUCAAGGAGUCCAUCGUCAACCGGGGCUCCGUCCCCCGCGGCGUUAUUCCGGUGGCUUCUUGCCUGACCGUCAAGGGAGCUGAAGAUGUCCUCAAUAAGCAGAACGCCUUUGAGCUCUCCACCCGGACCGACACUAUGUACUUCAUCGCCGAUACCGAGAAAGAGAAGGAGGAUUGGAUCAAUUCCAUCGGACGCUCCAUUGUCCAGCACUCCAGGUCGGUUACUGAUAAUGAGAUCGUCGAUUACGAUAGCAACCGCAAAUAAUUGUGUGUAUUAUUAUUAACUUAAUUCAUAUUUAUGUACCAAAACCAUUAUUAGGUUUUGUUAAUGAUCGUGGUUUUUACAGUUUUAUUGUGUGUCUACUACGACUUCAAUUGUACAUGUUGAUAAUGAAGCUUAUUUCUGGAUUCGUAGCUCUAAUCCCUUUGUUUGGUACCACUUUUACCCAUCCUACUUGAUUCUACUCCUUGCAGCUAGUGAGCUCUUGCUGUUUCCAUCGAUUCUUUGUUGUUCAAUGUAAGCAGCUUUUGGUCUUGCCCUUGCAAUUGUUUUAGCUUUGAUGAUGAUGGUUGGUGUGAAUGAGACACUCCUUUUAAAUUUGUCCGAUUCCGGAAGAAUAGUUUCUUGAUGACAAAAUUUGCCAAGAUGAUGGUAAACUAAAUUUGGUUUAGUUACUAAAAGAAUUGAAUGAAUUCUGCACCACAUGGGAACCGAUUUAAAGCCUGAAACUAGAUUGUUAUGCGGCUCCAGGAAACUGAAAUCUCUAAAGGUUGAAGUAAUUUCAAAUGAAUUGCUCCUGCAAUGUGAAUCGCCUAAUUUGAUCUUAUAGUGCCUUUACCAUUUCAAAUAUUGUUGGAAUUUGUAGAACUGCAUUGCAGGGUUUGCUCUUAUUUCCAAAUCAGCUUGAGAUUUUGCACUUUUUGACUGUGGUGCCAGCUAAUUGAUGACCGUUUCCUGGUAUCAUCUCGCAGUGCGUAGUAAAAUUUCCUUUUGAACACUGCAUUGAAUCACUUGCUAGAGAGACUUUUUGCUAUGUAAUGGUUCCAGUACACAUUUAACACUUUUGGGUUUGUUAGAUGGUUGAUAUGGUUUUGUAUGCCAUGGAAUAAUCAAUCAUCCAUCCCGAUGUUCAUAAAGUUGUGGACCUUGUAUUCUAGUCAAGUGCGGACGCCAAUUUCAUUGUCUUCUCUAGGUUAUCUUGUAUCUAUGGGAACACGUCUUCUCUAGGUUACCUUGUAUCUAUAGUAAUGAGUUGUGUUACAAGUGUCUUACUCUUCUCACUUCUGCUUUGUUAUCUUUUCUCCGUGUUAUGAAAUCUUAUUCAGCUUAACCCAAUGGCAUCUGAUUGCUCUGUGAAAUGACUAGUAUCAUUUUCGAAUUUGUUGGUGACUGUAGUCCAGUUUGUGGUUUGACAUCUGAAAAUUAUUG
Molecule: messenger RNA, 1858 nt
Organism: Oldenlandia corymbosa var. corymbosa
Lineage: Eukaryota; Viridiplantae; Streptophyta; Magnoliopsida; Gentianales; Rubiaceae
Source: the annotation of a GenBank genome assembly